Molecule: messenger RNA, 363 nt
Organism: Coprinopsis cinerea okayama7#130
Lineage: Eukaryota; Fungi; Basidiomycota; Agaricomycetes; Agaricales; Psathyrellaceae
Exons: 2
Coding region: 1-363 (120 amino acids)
Source: RefSeq, a predicted model, not a curated record
AUGCUGACUCUCCUAGAAGGUCUGGCGGUCAUCGGGAACGAUACCUUGCCCAAUCGGCACCGUAAAUUGGAUAUGGUGUUUUCCGAGAUUCAAGGCCGCCGGCAAUGGAUAGAGGUCAUUAUGGCCUGGUCCGAGCAGGAAAGCCAGGUCGACUUGUGUAAAAUGAGAAAGUAUGAAGCACUUAUCGCGGUGGAAGACCCGCGACGUAAUAUGGCUGAGAAAGACCGAAAGCGGGUGGAGGAGGAAGAGGACGGGAAAAUGGCGAUGUUCGAAUUGGAAGUUGAGGAAAAGGCACGGGCUACAUACCUGGGGGCGCUGGAACUUAGGUCUAUAAUUCUUUCUUCGUACGGCGUCCACCGCUAG